CAGGCAACGGGGAUUUCUAAGGCAGAUCUCUGACAGAGCUGGCUCCUCCCCUGAGUUUCAGUUUCUGUUUCCGAUCUCAGCACAACCCCGGGCGGGCGACCAACACCAGGCAUUGGGGCUAACCACCCUCUGUGCCUCGGCAGGUGGUGCAGAUAAGAACUGGCAGGGGUCAGGUGUAGUCUGUGUUACUCGUCUCCCCUUCAGAUGAUCAGAUCAGAUUCCAGAAGGGAGCUGCGACCCUACCAGUGGGAGGUGAUCAUGCCUGCCCUGGAGGGCAGGAAUAUCAUCAUAUGGCUGCCCACGGGGGCUGGGAAGACCCGGGCAGCUGCUUAUGUGGCCAAGAGGCAUCUAGAGACUGUGGACGGAGCCAAGGUGGUCGUACUGGUCAACAGGGUGCACCUGGUGACCCAGCAUUGCGAGGAGUUCAGCCGCAUGCUGGACAAACGCUGGACCAUUACAACCCUGAGUGGGGACAUGGGGCCACGAGCUGGCUUUGGCCACCUGGCCCGGAGCCAUGACCUGCUCAUCUGCACAGCCGAGCUGCUACAGAUGGCACUGACCAGCCCCGAGGAGGAGGAGCACGUGGAGCUGAACGCCUUCUCCCUGCUUGUGGUGGAUGAGUGUCACCACACGCACAAAGACACCGUCUACAACAUCAUCCUGAGCCGGUAUCUACAGCACAAACUCCAGAGGACACGGCCCCUGCCCCAGGUGCUGGGUCUCACAGCCUCCCCAGGCACUGGUGGGGCGUCCACACUUGAUGGGGCGAUUGACCACAUCCUGCAGCUCUGUGCCAACCUGGACACGUGGCGCAUCAUGUCACCCCAGAACUACCGCCCCCAGCUGCAGGAGCACAGUCCUCAGCCCUGCAAACAGUACAACCUCUGCCACAGGCGCAGCCAGGACCCAUUUGGGGACAUGCUGAAGAAGCUCAUGGAGCGAAUCCACAACCGCCUGGAUAUGCCGGAGUUGAGCCGGGACUUCGGGACGCAGACUUACGAGCAGCAGGUGGUGGAGCUGAGCCAGGAUGCGGCCGAGGCCGGGCUCCAGCAGCGCCGGGUGUACGCGCUUCACCUGCGGCGCUACAACGAUGCGCUGCUCAUCCACCACACGGUCCGUGCUGUGGACGCACUGGCCUCGCUGCGGGAGUUCUACGACAGGGAGCGCGCCACUAAGACCCAGGUCCUGCAUGCCGAGCGCUGGCUGCUGGCACAGUUCAAUGACUACAAGAAUGAGCUGGCCGACCUGGCGACACGUAGCCCGGAGAACCCCAAACUGGAGAUGCUAGAACAGAUCCUGCAAGAGCAGUUCGGAAGCUCCGACGGCCGCCGGGGCAUCCUCUUCACCCAGACCCGCCAGAGCGCUCACUCUCUCCUGCUCUGGCUUCAGCAGCAGCCGGGCCUGCAGAUACUGGACAUCAGGGCUGACCUGCUGGUUGGGGCUGGGAACAGCAGCCAGAACACCCAUAUGACCCAGAGAGACCAGCAAGAAGUGAUCCGGAAGUUCCGGGCUGGCAUCCUGAACCUCCUGGUGGCUACAAGCGUGGCGGAAGAGGGGCUAGACAUCCCCCAGUGCAAUGUGGUGGUGCGCUAUGGGCUCCUGACCAACGAGAUCUCCAUGGUCCAGGCCAGGGGCCGUGCCCGGGCUGGUCAGAGUGUGUACUCGUUUGUGGCGACCCAAGGCAGUCGGGAGCUGCGGCGGGAGCUGACCAACGAGGCGCUGGAGACUUUGAUGGAGCGGGCCGUGGCUGCCGUGCAGAAGAUGGAUGAGGCCGAGUACCAGGCCAAGAUCCGGGAUCUGCAGCGGGCAGCCCUGGUCAAGCGGGCCGCCCAGGCAGCCCAGCGGGAGAAUCAGCGGCAGCAGUUCCUGGCCGAGCAGGUGCAGCUUCUCUGCAUCAACUGCAUGGUGGCCGUGGGCCACGGGAGUGACCUGCGGAAGGUGGAGGGCGCCCAUCACGUCAACGUGAACCCCAACUUCUCGAUCUACUACACUGUCUCCCGGGGGCCUGUGGUCAUCGACAGAACCUUCAAGGACUGGAAGCCUGGGGGUGCCAUUCACUGCAGGAACUGUGGGGAGGCCUGGGGUCUGCAGAUGAUCUACAAGUCAGUGAAGCUGCCAGCGCUCAAAGUUCGCAGCAUGCUUCUAGAGACACCCCGAGGGAGAGUCCAGGCCAAGAAGUGGUCCCGCGUGCCCUUCCUCGUGCCUGACUUUGACUACCUGCAACACUGUACCCAGAACCUGUCUGACUUCACCCUGGAUUGAGCCUCCUGUCCCUGCAGUGCCUGGCUCAGGCUGCAGGGGGCAGGAGAAUCCGUAGCAGCUGCCGUCUUCCACGGGGCGAAGCCCGGGCCCAGGCCCCUCUUGUCUGAGUCACCAGCUCGGGGCGUUUUGCUGACCAGCCACAGACAACCCGGGCACCCAGGCUGGCUGACACUCCCACGCCAAGGAAGCAACUGGAGAGCCACAGCUCAGCCUCAGUCUCCCUGCACACUCACAGAUACUCCAGUGCACUAGAUGGACGUGCGGGUUGGGGGGCAUUGGGAGGGAAACUGAGGCAGGAGGCUAGCCCCACUAAACUAGCAAUCACCACAACUUCCCUUGACCCCCUGACAUUCCUUCCCUGCCAAGGCCACUUCUAUUUUUGGAGGCUCCUCAUAAAUUGAAAAUAAAGAAGUAGAAAAUUGGUGU
This is a messenger RNA of Herpailurus yagouaroundi (jaguarundi), 2688 nucleotides long. It is a transcript of the gene DHX58, whose product is annotated as DExH-box helicase 58. Gene Ontology annotation, cellular component: cytoplasm. Gene Ontology annotation, molecular function: ATP binding; DNA binding; double-stranded RNA binding. The record is from RefSeq and is a predicted model, not a curated record. Bases 205 to 2262 code for a protein of 685 amino acids. NCBI's taxonomy places the organism in Eukaryota, Metazoa, Chordata, Mammalia, Carnivora, Felidae. Gene Ontology annotation, biological process: cytoplasmic pattern recognition receptor signaling pathway; negative regulation of RIG-I signaling pathway; antiviral innate immune response. The transcript has 13 exons.